Messenger RNA from Rotaria sordida, 240 nucleotides. The record is from the annotation of a GenBank genome assembly. NCBI's taxonomy places the organism in Eukaryota, Metazoa, Rotifera, Eurotatoria, Philodinida, Philodinidae.
AUGAAUGGAGAUCUAUAUCGCCGUCGAUGUUGCAUUGGAAAAGAUUGUACUGUUAUAUUAUUGGGAUGGACAUUUGAAGUUGAUCGAUGUUGGUAUCAAGAUGGACGAUCUUGUUUAGAAUGUUGUAUAUUCGGAUAUCCAAAUGAACGUAACAAUGAUUUAUCCAAAGUUAUAUCUGUUUGUCAUGCUUCAACAAUUCUACCAUUUUAUAAUUUUAUUCAUCGAUUAUUCAUUUAUUGA